Molecule: messenger RNA, 363 nt
Organism: Pochonia chlamydosporia 170
Lineage: Eukaryota; Fungi; Ascomycota; Sordariomycetes; Hypocreales; Clavicipitaceae
Exons: 3
Coding region: 1-363 (120 amino acids)
Source: RefSeq, a predicted model, not a curated record
AUGUCCAAGGCACUCCAACUCACAUCGGCAGGAUGGCUCCUCCUCUCGCUCGGCCACACGACCUCGGCCAAAGACUGGCAGUCCAAUGCUAAAUUCCAGACCCUCCCCCGUCUAGCAUGGGCCUGCGCAAAGGUAGGCUGGUACCAGGGAAGUGGCAUGUUCAUCAUGAACGCCCUGAUCAACUACGCUUGGUCUAAGAACCCGGCACUGUUGCGGGACCCUGUGCACAAGGCGAUUGCGGGUGUCAUGAUUGCCAUUAUGUGGGCUAGCGGGUGGUGGUAUGCAAAGAAUGGCGUUGCUGCCAAUGCUGUUGCUGUGGGAGCUAUUGGUGCUUUGCAGGGCUAUUCUGCCUUUACUAUCUAG